Molecule: messenger RNA, 1003 nt
Organism: Carya illinoinensis
Lineage: Eukaryota; Viridiplantae; Streptophyta; Magnoliopsida; Fagales; Juglandaceae
Product: probable histone H2A variant 3
Exons: 2
Coding region: 239-655 (138 amino acids)
Cellular component (GO): nucleosome
Molecular function (GO): DNA binding; structural constituent of chromatin; protein heterodimerization activity
Source: RefSeq, a predicted model, not a curated record
GCAAACACGAGGGUUGGUUAAGUGUGUUGUCGAUAAAUUAACCCUCCGGUACGGAGGCUCAACUCCACCCGAUAAUUUGCGACAUUUUCCUCUCGCUUAUAGCUCCGAGGCAGAGCAACGCCAGAGAGACUGACACUCAUACCGAGAGUGUUCCCUUCCCUUUGCUGUGUUCUCCAGUUCACCUGAAUUUCUAACCGGUAGUUUUAAACCUGAAUUCGAAGCUUUAGGCGGGAAGAAGAUGUCAGGAAAGGGCGCGAAGGGUUUGAUCAUGGGCAAGGCCUCUGCGGCCGCCAACAAGGACAAGGACAAGGACAACAAGAAGAAGCCAAUCUCUCGCUCCUCUCGUGCUGGCCUUCAGUUUCCGGUGGGUCGGAUCCACCGUCUAUUGAAGUCAAGGACUACAUCCAGUGGUAGAGUUGGUGCAACAGCUGCAGUCUACUCUGCAGCAAUCUUAGAGUAUUUGACUGCAGAGGUGUUGGAGCUGGCUGGUAAUGCAAGCAAGGAUCUGAAGGUCAAACGUAUUACUCCCAGACAUUUGCAGCUUGCAAUCCGAGGUGAUGAAGAACUUGAUACUCUGAUUAAAGGAACCAUUGCUGGUGGAGGUGUGAUCCCUCACAUCCACAAGUCACUUAUCAACAAGUCUUCCAAGGACUAGACUACCAAUGGGUUACUGCCGGCAUGCAUUUGCUGACUUUCUGUGUAGGAAUUGGUGCUUGUCCUUGGUCCUAAAAUCAGGAAUCGGUGUUCUUUUCUAUCAUGAAAUUAGAGGGGUCUGCAAUUGCGUGUUAAUUUAAAUGUUGGCCUACUUAUUCUCCUGGUUUUGAACUUUUUAUGUUUCCGACAUCUGUUGUGGAUAAUGUCAUUGUGUAUUUUUUUUUUUAAUUAUUAGGCUCACUGUUAGACAUGUUAUUGUGUAGUAUCAGCGCCUGUCUUGAAUUAGUAAGUCUUGGGUACAUUUGGAUGACAUGAAUUUGUUCCAUUGGAGCUAAUCGGUUUCACUCAA